Clonostachys byssicola is the source of this 1260-nucleotide messenger RNA. NCBI's taxonomy places the organism in Eukaryota, Fungi, Ascomycota, Sordariomycetes, Hypocreales, Bionectriaceae. The record is from the annotation of a GenBank genome assembly.
AUGGACAAAUCCACUCAAGGACUGGUUCAGUGGAUCAAAGAUCUCUAUGCCUCUGGUGCUAAGCUGUGGACCAAGGAGAUGCUAUCCGACAUCGAAGCUGAACUAGCACAAAACCCGGUUCCAAAAACAAUUUCUAUACGAAGCAGUGCGUAUUCUGCAUGGUCGCAUAGCGAUCUAGACUUGGCUUUAGGGUUGACCUUCAGGAAUAAGUAAAUGGAAAGAGUAUCGGACAACUUGUGCCUUCCCCGCCACCGAUCAAAAACUCCGGUGGUGAUGAAAUUCCGUCAGUUCCAAAUUGAUAUCCUCACUCGGUGAUGUUUUACUUACCUGAGAUAACAACAGUUCGCUCGCAGUUAGAUUUGGAUUGUACCAAAGUAUCAUCGAAAGAGCAGAGCAAAGUAUGUUGGAGUCUAAUAGGGACCAUUAUUCCCGUUUUACUCAGGAUGAGAUCCAAACACUCGCCACUCGAGGUGUUAAGAUAUGUUUUUCAACGUUUUCAAAGUCAAAUGCCGAGUACUCCAAGGUGCAGCAAUCCUGGGUCCAAGCUCAACAGAAUUGGCUCAACAGUAGCCUUUGUAAGGAACUAUCUGAAAUUAUUGGAAGCACUGUUGAUAAAUCAAGAGCAGUCACAAAAAUUGUCUGCUUCGGGCUGGGAAGUCUGGCCAGAUCUAUUGAAGAUCCCAUUCACAUAGCGGAUGACGGUCUACCGGUUCAUGGCCCGGGAACGCAACAUGCUGCGGCACUCACGUUGUCAACAAUUCUAGGCGAACGGCUGGGCAGAGGGCCAAUACCUGUUAUGGUUCGGGAUCCAGCAUACAGCGAGGCUGACAAGAGAAUAUUGGAGAAAGUCGGUAUCGAAGUGAUAGGUGGCUUCGGAUCUCUCGGAUUCACGUAUGUUGAUGAAGAGACAAUCGUGUUCAGCUGUCAUCCCAAUAUACCAGUGAGGCAGAUUACGGCUGACAUCGCAAAGCCAGCGGCCAUGAUAUGGAAUAAAGGUCGAUUUUCUGAAGAGAAAGCUGAAUACAAAGUCUUUACGAGGCAAGGGAAAGAGGUACUAUCUACGUGAGUCUCUAUUCCAUCACCAUAUACCAAGCACAUGUAUAUACGAAACCAGCAGAAUUCUCAACCCAAAUUAGGCCAUAUUUUACCGACCAUGACUCGCCUCGCACAGCGAAACUACUCCAGGACUAUGACGAAUUUGAGUUUCCCAAUUGUCACUCUCGCUUUGGUGAUCUGGCCAUCUACGUGAGGAAGAGGUGA